UCUUUGGAAUGAGGUGUGGGGUUGGUGGAGUUUCUCCUGUCCUGGGCUCUGAGCCACUGCCUCCCUCUGGCCUGGCUCAGGAAGCUAGGAAAGCUGACUGGGACAGAGUGAGGUAUCAGGGAUAUAAAAUCUGACUUCCAGUGACUAAAGGGAUCCCAGAGCAAGCAGGGAGCUCAAAGGGGUGUCCUUGUGUCCACCACUUCAGGAAGGUUGUGUGAAGAGUGAAUGUGACGGAGCGCACCCACCUGUACCCUAAAGAACAUUCACACGAGGCCAUAGUGUGGCAAAAGCAGCCAUCCACUGCUGCUGAACCCCCAGAAGAGGAUGAAGAUAAGCAGACAGAUGCUGAGCUCCAGCCACAGGCUGUGGACCAUGGCAAACAAGAACAUCAAGCAAGAAGUGGUGAAUGGGAUUUGGAACAAGGUGCUGACCUUGGACACCAUGAACCAAUGUGUGAAAACCAUGGAGUAUGCUGUACUAGGGCCCACCAUGCUGCGGGCUAUGGAGCUGGAGAGAGAGCUUCAGCAGGGUGUGAAGAAGCCCUUCACAGAGAUUAUCAAGGGCUUUAAAGGAGAUGCCCAUGCUAUGGGUCAGAAGCCCAUCACUUUUAUGUGCCAGGUCUUGGCCCUCUGCCAGUACCCAGAUCUCCUGAGCAGUCCAUCCUUCCCAGAAGAUGCCAAGAAGAGGGCAAGGAGGAUCUUGGAGGCUUGUGAAGGCCACAGCACAGGGUCUUACAGCGCCAGUGCUGGCAUCCAGAUGAUCCGAGAAGAUGUGGCAAGGUACAUGGAACAUCGGGAUGGGGGCAUUGCUUCUGACCCUGAAAACAUCUUCCUGUCCACAGGGGCUACCAGUUCCAUCAUGGCAGUGCUGAAUCUGUUGGUGUCAGGCAAAGGGAAGAACAGGACAGGGGUCAUGAUUCCCAUUCCCCAGUACCCAUUAUAUUCAGCCACCCUGGCUCAAUUUGAUGCUGUCCAAAUCAACUACUACUUGAAUGAGGAGCGUCACUGGGAACUAGAUGUGGCUGAGUUGCAAGGGGCGCUCAAUCAGGCCAAAGCUCACUGCCAGCCUCGGGUCCUUUGUGUCAUCAAUCCUGGCAACCCCACAGGGCAGGUCCUGAGCCGUGAGAACAUUGAAGCUGUCAUCCGAUUUGCCUAUGAGGAGCAUCUCUUCCUGAUGGCUGAUGAGGUUUACCAGGACAAUAUAUAUGCUGAGGGAUCCCAGUUCCACUCAUUCAAGAAGGUGCUGAUGGAGAUGGGCCCACCCUAUGCCCAGCAGCUAGAGCUUGCUUCCUUCCACUCCUGCUCUAAAGGCUACGUGGCCAAGUGUGGGUUCCGGGGGGGCUACACAGAAGUAGUGAAUAUGGACCCUGCAGUAAAGCAGCAGAUGUUAAAGUUGGUCUCAGUUUGGCUGUGCCCACCAGUACCAGGGCAAAUUGUCAUGGACAUAGUGACGAAUCCCCCUCAACCUGGGGACCCCUCUUAUGAGCAGUUCCAGCAGGAGAAGAAGGCUGUGCUAUCGGACCUGGCGGAGAAGGCUCUGCUCACGGAGAAGAUUUUAAACAAGCAACCUGGCAUCCACUGCAACCCAGUGCAAGGGGCUAUGUACUCUUUCCCUCGCAUCCAGCUACCCCCCAAAGCAUUGCAGCGUGCAGAGGAGCUGGGCCAGCCUGCUGACUUGUUUUUCUGCAUACAACUCCUGGAGGAGACUGGUAUUUGCGUUGUGCCUGGCAGUGCCUUUGGCCAGAAAGAUGGCACCUACCACUUCAGGAUGACCAUUCUUCCCCCUUUGGAGAAACUGAAGAUCGUUCUAGAGAAACUGAACCAAUUUUAUGCCAAGUUUACUCAGGAAUAUUCCUAGUGGACAGAGACUGAAGGGAAAAGAGGGGUGGAGAACUACUGCUUGUCCAUUACUUAGACCUUCUCUGGAAAUAAAUCUUGGGAUCCCUACCUGUCUAUAUUUUCUUCCUUUUCCUGUGUUUCCCUUUCCUUCACUGGGGGCUAUUAGAGAGAGGGUGAGAAAACCAAGGUGGUGGACAAGGCCCAGAGGUAUCAGCACAGAUUUGGAUUGUGUCCCCUCUGAGGAUUCCAAGUGAGAGCCAUAGAGAUCCCUGGGAGGUACAAGGGUUGAUGGAUUGAGCCCCUGGGUCCCUCUUACAGGGCAUCCUAAUAAAGAUAUUGAAGAUGAUUUGGUGCCCCUACUCCUUAGGAAGAACAAUAAAGGGGUAUGUGACUUUGUGA
This is a messenger RNA of Trichosurus vulpecula (common brushtail), 2237 nucleotides long. RefSeq names its product alanine aminotransferase 1-like. Bases 325 to 1857 code for a protein of 510 amino acids. Gene Ontology annotation, molecular function: pyridoxal phosphate binding; L-alanine:2-oxoglutarate transaminase activity. The transcript has 12 exons. Lineage: Eukaryota; Metazoa; Chordata; Mammalia; Diprotodontia; Phalangeridae. Gene Ontology annotation, biological process: biosynthetic process. The record is from RefSeq and is a predicted model, not a curated record.